Messenger RNA from Conger conger (European conger), 1541 nucleotides. RefSeq names its product RAD9-HUS1-RAD1 interacting nuclear orphan 1 (gene rhno1). The transcript has 3 exons. Gene Ontology annotation, cellular component: nucleus; chromosome. The record is from RefSeq and is a predicted model, not a curated record. Lineage: Eukaryota; Metazoa; Chordata; Actinopteri; Anguilliformes; Congridae. Gene Ontology annotation, biological process: recombinational repair; cellular response to ionizing radiation; DNA damage checkpoint signaling. Bases 190 to 1026 code for a protein of 278 amino acids.
AUUUUGGCGCAGUCCAACUCGUUCCGGUCAUGUGAUUAGCAGAAGUCCUUGCCUCCCCAGCCCAUCGUCUGCUCUUAACCAAUCAGAGGGGAGGGGAGCGGCAUGUUCAGAAUUGAACUUUAGCUGGAUGCUUGCUUUCUUGGGGUUGGUAGCCAUAUUCGACCGCAGGGUGGCCGCUGGCUGCGCCUCAUGCCCCGCAGAGCACCAAAGAGAAACCCGAAGCAACAGCUGCAAUUCAUCCAAGCGCCGCUAGAUGGAGCCUCUCACCCGUACGGGCCAAAAGUGCGAGUUGCUCGCCACCCCAAAAUCUAUCUGUCAGAGGAACAGUGUCAGAGCAGCACUGCUCAUUCUUGGGUAACACCGCAGUUUGACCGCUGCAUGAUGAGCCAAACCCUGCGUCCGCACACACGCAGAGGGGUGAAGAGGAGCUGCUCGAACGGGAGUGACCUGGACAGCAGUUCGCUGCUCCGUUUGCCACGGCACAGGAAAGCCAGCGUCUGCAAGUUCCCCACCCUGUCCUUCCAGAAGCAGGCCACGGCCCCCGCUCGUCCUCCUGUCGCAAGAGGGAACGGAGGGAAGGCUAACCUGGGAGGUGUCCGCGAGGACAACCGCACCGCAGGUCCUGACGACCGAGGGCCUUCUUCGAAUCGCAACGCGGAAACGCGAGCGAGUGUUCCCUCCCUCGGGAACGAGACUGUAGGGGACGCGUGCGAAUUGUGCCCGGCCGCCGCCGCGUCUCUCACAGGGGGAGCGAACAACCCCCCGGACUCUACCAUUAGUACCCCUGCUGGGGAGAAGCAGCCUCCCUUCACGGACGGUGGGUUCACCCCCCCGGAUAUAGAGACUCCGGACGCGGUGCAUGCGAGCAGGACUUGCAGUGCUUCGCGGGAGACUCGUCUGUCCAAGCUCCGCCUCCUGUUCCCCAGUACUCCGUUGCAGGCCCCGCCCCCUCCGGUGCUGGUGAGUGACACUCCAGAAGAACACUAUGGGAGGAACUGGGGGCGGAGCCAGCUCAGCUUCCUGUAGGACUACAGACGGCAGCAUUAUAACCAUGCUGGUUGUAGUCCCUGGUUGUAAGAACAGAAGGAACAGGGGCGUUCUGUAGCGUAGUGGUUACCCGGUUGACUGGGCCUCGCAAGGUCGGUGGUUCGAAUCCCCGGCGUAGCUACACUAAGAUCCACACAGCCUUGAGCAAGGCCCUUAACCUUGCAUUACUCCAGGGGAGGAUUGUCUCCUGCUUAGUCUAAUCAACUAAGUCACUAUGGAUAAAACAUCAGCCAAAUGACUUGUAAUGUAAUGAACUGCUGGUCAAAAUAACCAUGGGAAUUCUGGGCUGCUCGUUAUGUAAAGUGUGAUCAUUGGUGCUGGGAAGGGAAAGAAUGAAAAUGCUGUGCUGCAGUGAGCUACUGGUGCUAGCUGUGAUGCAUUCGUUGCCAUUUGUGUAUGGAAUAACAAGGUUUUCUAUUGCUACACAUUUGCAGCAGCAUUAGCAUUUAGACUUAAGAAAUUAAGUCUGUAUUGUGAAUAAAGACUAAAGAGCA